Messenger RNA from Aspergillus pseudonomiae, 1581 nucleotides. RefSeq names its product putative gamma-cysteine synthetase regulatory subunit. The coding region runs from base 1 to 1581 and encodes 526 amino acids. The transcript has 5 exons. Lineage: Eukaryota; Fungi; Ascomycota; Eurotiomycetes; Eurotiales; Aspergillaceae. The record is from RefSeq and is a predicted model, not a curated record. Gene Ontology annotation, cellular component: glutamate-cysteine ligase complex. Gene Ontology annotation, molecular function: enzyme regulator activity; oxidoreductase activity; glutamate-cysteine ligase catalytic subunit binding. Gene Ontology annotation, biological process: glutathione biosynthetic process.
AUGACAUCCCUCCAAAGCCUCCAAUCAACCUACCGCCUAAACUCAGGCCAUGAGAUUCCCAUCCUCGGCUACGGCGUCGACUCAGCAAUCAUGUACCGAAACGAAAAGGCCUGCGGCCGCGCAAUCGCAAACUCCGGCCUAGACCGCUCGCAAGUCUUCUUUACAACCAAGAUCCCGCCAGGGUCUAUGGGGUAUGAGAGGACCAAGCGCGCCGUCGAGGGUAGUCUCCGGGAAGCGGGGGUGGAGUAUUUCGAUCUAAUCCUGAUCCACGCCCCCUACGGCGGCAAAGAAGACCGUCUAGGUUCCUGGCGGGCGCUCGUCGAAGCCCAGAAAGCCGGCAAGACAAAGUCCAUUGGGGUCUCCAACUACGGGAUCCACCACCUGGGCGAGCUGGAGGAGUACAUCCAGCAAGGAGGAGGCGGGGCCAUUGAUGUCGGCCAAUAUGAGAUCCAUCCGUGGUGCGCGCGCGAGGAUAUCGUGGAGUGGCUUCAGACGCGGAAUAUUGUUGUCGAGGCGUAUUCGCCUCUUGCACAUGGGACGCGCAUGGGUGAGACGGUGCUGAAGGAGCUGGGGAAGAAGUAUAAUAAGUCGCCUGCGCAGAUUAUGAUUCGGUGGUGUUUGCAGAGGCCUGUCCGCCAUUCAACAGCGACCAUGAAGCUAAUCCUCUCCACCUCAAAUCUUAUGGAGUCCGGAGGUCACACCGUAAUCCGGCAAGCUUCGACGGAAAAAUCCAACGUGGAGUUGAUCAACUCGCUGCGGUCAAAUUUCCAGACGGCGCAACAAUUAUCUUCGGCCGAGACGACAACGACCCCGCGGUAUCGGGCUUGGACCCGGGAGACCGAAGACGGCCUCUACAUCCCGGCGAUUGACUUCGCGCAGCGCGGGCUGGCAGAGGAGAAGGCGCAGUACGAUAUUACGGUCAAAUUGUUCUAUUUGCCGGGGAUUCCGGCGUCGCGACGAUGUGCGCAUACGAGGGAGGCAAUUGAUUUGGUCUUGAAGGAGCUACAUGUGGAUUCUAUUGAUCUAUUGAUUGUUUCUUUCCCUGGGAUUUUGUUCGACGCGGAGGAUGAUAGUGAAGAGGAGGUGGCGUCGGAUACUGGGAGUGAGGAGCCAGAUGAUUUUGACAGCAUGAUUCGCACGUGGAGGGUGCUCGAGGAUCUCAAGGAGCAGGGUAGGAUUUCUCAGCUAGGCGUGGCGGAGUUUGGCAGUGAGAGACUCGCCCGGUUCCUGCCGCAUACGAAGGUCAAGCCCUCCGUCGACCAGAUCAACCUCAAGGACUGCUGUGUCGUGCCGAAAUCGUUGAUUCUCUAUGCGAAAUCUGAGAAUAUCCAGCUCCUCACCCACAACGACUGCAUGGACAUCCUGCCCAUCGGUACCACACGGGAACUCCUUGGUCCGGGCGAGAAGGGUGCCGGCAUUCUUGCUUCCGCUCCAGAUGCGGACGACGGAAUUCAGGGUGAUGUCGAGCCGCAGUGGGUGGUCAAGUAUACGGCUGUUGUCAAGGACCGCGGUGUUGUCGAGAACAAGGGCUAUUUCGCACUCGCCGAUAUGGGAACCUGCGUCAAGGCUCGUGAAGAAUGA